UGUCUCUAAUAAGACUGGUGCCGAAGAAAGAAGUCAUCAUGGCGGCCGUGUUCGUUCCCUUGCGGCGCGGAAUAAGAGAACUUUCUGGGAAAACAUCGUCCGUAAGGUUUCCUUUUCACAGAUCAAGAUCAAGACAGUUUCACCCACGAGAGAGAACUCCCGGCCAGAAUGGAAGAACAUCCGGAAAAAAUGAAAAUCAGCCCGAAAUUUCAGACGACGUCAGUAAAUUACGGAUGAUUGUGCGUCCUUUGGGGUUCACAGUGCUAACAGGAGUAGUGAGCUUUGGAACAUGUUCAAUUAUAAACUAUGAACGAGUCAGAAAUUUGUAUGUGCAAGGGAAAAGGACAAACAAGCCUUCUCCUCAUUCUUCCAAGUCAUUUGACUUCCGCAAUAUGUUAAAUAAAUGGUGGAACUCUUUGCACGGAGGCUCAAAGACAGCAGCUGUGAUUAUCUUCAUAAACACAGCAGUGUUUUUGUUAUGGUAUCAACCUAGAUUACAUUUGUUCAUGUACAAGUGGUUUACAACAUCUCCAUUCUCAGGCUCAAGUCUGACAAUGCUGACAUCUAUCUUUAGUCAUAAAGAAAUCUGGCAUUUAUCUAUCAACAUGUUUGUGCUCUGGAAUUUUGCACCUCAUUUAGAAGCUCUUCUUGGCAAAGAACAGUUUAUUGCAUUUUACAUUACUGGAGGUGUUUUUGCUUCAUUCUUGAGUCAGGCAUGCAGAAUUGGUUUCACCAAUGCAUUUCGUGUAGGUGCUUCACUAGGAGCGUCAGGGGCAUUGCUUGCGUGUUUAUCGCUUGUGUGCAUCAAUGAACCAGAUUUGCGCUUGUCUAUUGUGUUUCUGCCGUUUUUUACAUUCCCUGCUGGAGUGGGCCUCCUAGCUGUAGCUGGCUUUGACUUGCUAGGAUUGUUGAUGCGUUGGAGAGUGUUUGAUCAUGCGGCACAUCUCGGUGGUGUUUUAUUUGGGGCGCUAUACCUAAAAUACGGAAGUUAUUAUAUUUGGCAGAAGCGUGGCUGGUUCGUUUCUGAGUGGCACAAGCUGCGAGAGGGAAGCAAAAGAACUUGAAUCCUGUAACAUCUG
Pocillopora verrucosa is the source of this 1079-nucleotide messenger RNA. The record is from RefSeq and is a predicted model, not a curated record. NCBI's taxonomy places the organism in Eukaryota, Metazoa, Cnidaria, Anthozoa, Scleractinia, Pocilloporidae.